This is a messenger RNA of Stegostoma tigrinum, 3455 nucleotides long. RefSeq names its product endonuclease V-like. The transcript has 9 exons. Gene Ontology annotation, cellular component: cytoplasm; nucleolus. NCBI's taxonomy places the organism in Eukaryota, Metazoa, Chordata, Chondrichthyes, Orectolobiformes, Stegostomatidae. Gene Ontology annotation, molecular function: RNA endonuclease activity producing 5'-phosphomonoesters, hydrolytic mechanism; single-stranded RNA binding. Gene Ontology annotation, biological process: DNA repair. The record is from RefSeq and is a predicted model, not a curated record. Bases 9 to 839 code for a protein of 276 amino acids.
CUUCAGCAAUGGCAGCAGUGUUGCGGGAGGGGGAGUGUAAAAAUGAGGAACUGCUUCUUCGAGAGUGGGAGAGGUACUCUAAAACCAGCUUUUUAACCGGGAGGGGGAAAGAGGAAACAAAAGAGCCCACGCAGCAGAUGGAGUUGAAAGAGCAAAUGAUUGACCACGACACUGAAGACUGGCAGAGUAAUGAAGUCUUUGAAGGUUUAGAACGCAUUGGUGGUGUGGAUUUAUCUUACAUCAAGGGAGAUGAAGUCAACGCGUGUGCCUCAUUAGUAGUUCUCAAUUAUCCAGAUCUUAAGGUUGUCUAUGAGGAAUGCCAGAUGGUUUGCCUAACUACUCCUUACAUCCCCGGCUUUCUGGCAUUUCGGGAGACACCUUUCCUCGAAGAAGCUUUGAAAAGACUACAACAGAAGGACCCCAGUCUUCUCCCUCAGGUUAUUUUUGCAGAUGGAAAUGGAAUUUUGCAUCACCGAGAAUUUGGUGUGGCCUGCCACUUAGGUGUCCUCACAGAUUUGCCCUGUGUUGGGGUUGCCAAGAACCUUUUGCAUGUGAAUGGUCUGGAAGAAAAAGAUUUGCUGAAGGAAAAGGCUAAAGACCUUCAGAAAGGAGGAAGUGCAUUUUCAUUAGUUGGAAGUUCCGGGAAAGUUUUAGGAAUGGCUCUUAAAAGCUGUGAGAAAAGCACUAAACCCAUUUAUGUAUCUGUGGGUCACAGGAUUAGUCUGGACACUGCCUUACGUCUGACUCAUUCCUGUUGCAAAUACAGGGUACCAGAACCAAUUAGGCAGGCUGACAUAAGGUCCAGAGAAUAUAUUCGGAAAAAUGUUAACUUAUCUUGACAUUUCGGGAAGCAGCGGUCAUAAGCUAAUAUUAAAAGCAUUAUCGGAGAACCUUCAUCAUACAUACUACAACAACGCAAGAAGGCUCACCACCAACGUUUCAAGGAUAAUCAGGGGCAGACAAUAAAUGCUGUUCUUGCACAUGACACCUACAUCCUGGGAAUAACAUAAAGGGUGAGGCAGUACCUGUGUAGAGAAUGGACAUUAUAUUUCAGAUAUGGAUCCCAUGUCAGAGCUGGAAGAUAUCACAGAUGAUCAAGAUUUAACAGGAAACAGAUUUAGGGGAAGGGAAAAUAAGUCGAAUGACUUUUGUUAUCAUCAUAGCUAAUAGUACUACUGAGUAAGUCAUGCCAGAAUGAAAACUUCCGUAGAUCAUAUGUUUAAUUGUUUUAUUAGUUAACUUACUGAUUGGUAGCUAAAAUAUAUUCGCAUGAGCCUGCAGAUGUUCUCUCACAACAGAACAUAACCUUAUUAUUUGAAAAGAAAGAAACCAGUAUCUGCACAUAAAAUUUAUAUAUUGUGUUCAAAUAAUCAUAACACAAAUAUUGACACAAAGUUUCAAUUUGAUCGUGACAUUAUCCAUUACAGAAAUUCAAAGCAGCAAAACUGCACUCCCAUAUCAGCUCUUUAGAUCGACCUCUUCCUUUUCUGUAGUCUUUGAAGACAAUUUGAUGAUUCCUCUCAGAAUCUGCUGUCUUGAAUUUUUCACAAAUUUGAGAGCUUCAACUUUCUCACUACUAAUAAUAGAAAUUUUCUAUCCAAACUCUCCUGACUGGAUACUUCACAAAACUUAAAAGACACUGAUCCUAUAUCCGCAACUUUCCCCCCACAGUGAUCGAGAACGCCCUUGACCGCGUCUCCCGCAUUUCCCGCAACACAUCCCUCACACCCCGCCCACGCCACAACCGCCCAAAGAGGAUCCCCCUCGUUCUCACACACCUCCCUACCAACCUCCGGAUACAACGCAUCAUCCUCCGACACUUCCGCCAUCUACAAUCCGACCCCACCGCCCAAGACAUUUUUCCAUCCCCACCCCUGUCUGCUUUCCGGAGAGACCACUCUCUCCGUGACUCCCUUGUUUUCUCCACACUGCCCUCCAACUCCACCACACCCAGCACCUUCCCCUGCAACCGCAGGAAAUGCUACAUUUGCCCCCACACCUCCUCCCUCACCCCUAUCCCAGGCCCCAAGAUGACAUUCCACAUUAAGAGGUUCACCUGCACAUCUGCCAAUGUGGUAUACUGCAUCCAUUGUACCCGGUGUGGCCUCCUCUGCAUUGGGGAAACCAAGCGGAGGCUUGGGAACCGCUUUGCAGAACACCUCCGCUUGGUUCGCAACAAACAACUGUACCUCCUAGUCGCAAACCAUUUCCACUCCCCCUCCCAUUCUUUAGAUGACCUGUCCAUCAUGGGCCUCCUGCAGUGCUACAAUGAUGCCACCCGAAGGUUGCAGGAACAGCAACUCAUAUUCCGCUUGGGAACCCUGCAGCCUAAUGGUAUCAAUGUGGACUUCUCAAGCUUCAAAAUCUCACGCUCCCCCACCGCAUCCCAAAACCAGCCCAGUUCGUCCCCUCCCCCCACUGCACCACAGAACCAGCCCAGCUCUUCCCCUCCACCCACUGCAUCCCAAAACCAGUCCAACCUGUCUCUGCCUCCCUAACCUGUUCUUCCUCCCACCCAUCCCUUCCUCCCACCCCAAGCCGCACCCCCAUCUCCUACCUACUAACCUCAUCCCACCUCCUUGACCUGUCCGUCUUCCCUGGACUGACCUAUUACCUCCCCACCUAUACUCUCUCCACCUAUCUUCUUUUCUCUCCAUCUUCGGUCCACCUCCCCCUCUCUCCCUAUUUAUUCCAGAACCCUCACCCCAUCCCCCUGCCUGAUGAAGGGUCUCGGCCUGACACGUCAGCUUUUGUGCUCCUGAGAUGCUGCUUGGCCUGUUGUGUUCAUCCAGCUUCACAUUUUAUUAUCUUGGAUUCUCCAGCAUCUGCAGUUCCCAUUAUCACUGAUCCUAUAGCACCUGGCUUCCUUUAAAUCAAACUGAUCUAUACUAAAACUUGCCGGGAGAGAAACUAAACACCUGCUUCUUAGUUCUUCUCAACUAAAAAUUUUCUGAACUGAACUAAAAAUAAAACUAAUGGCUUAGUAUGUUAAACCUGCUUGUCAUAAACUCGAAACUGUAGACACAUUAUCCGAUUAGUACUCUAACACCUCUCCCAAGGCCUUGAUGGAAGUCACAUGCCUCCUAGCUACUGGUACAUUUAUGUCACUGUUCCAAGAUGACUUUCUGACCUUUAUUUAAUUUGAACCUACACAAUACUGAGCUAAGUCUCUCUCUCUCUCUCUCUCUCUCUCUCUCGGACUUUUUUCAUAAACAAUCUAAAUUCCAAAAAUAAAAAUACAUUUUACACUCUUUUCAUCACAUUUUUAUUGGAAACAAAAAAAUGUAAUCAGCAAGAUUGGCAAGGCGAACAAGCACAAAAUUUCAUUUAGAGGACUUCCCUGAAGCAACUAGAAGAAGUUAAAACUAAGUAAAAAUAAUGUAGAAGUGCCAAUGUUGGGUUGGGGUUGACAAGAUCAGAAAUUGCACAACACCAAGCUACAGUCCAACAGGUUU